Molecule: messenger RNA, 5321 nt
Organism: Hemibagrus wyckioides
Lineage: Eukaryota; Metazoa; Chordata; Actinopteri; Siluriformes; Bagridae
Gene: tpm2
Product: tropomyosin 2 (beta)
Exons: 9
Coding region: 178-1032 (284 amino acids)
Biological process (GO): actin filament organization; muscle contraction
Cellular component (GO): actin filament
Molecular function (GO): actin filament binding
Source: RefSeq, a predicted model, not a curated record
AGUGCUGCUCUCGUUUUGGACAGGAUUCCUGCCUCCCACACCGCCCAAUCCCAGUCAGCCGCUGGACCUUCACUCUCCUGGAGCCCUCGGUGCUGUUCACUACUUCUCAUCAGCCCUCUGCGUCUGCUCCCAGCUUUCUCAUCAGCGUGCAGGAGACACUGCCCCAAAGUAGCCACCAUGGAGGCCAUCAAGAAGAAGAUGCAGAUGCUGAAGUUGGACAAGGAGAAUGCCAUUGACCGCGCCGAGCAGGCUGAAGUGGACAAGAAAGGAGCAGAGGACAAAUGCAAACAGCUAGAAGAGGAGCUUCUGGGUCUGCAAAAGAAACUGAAGGGUGUGGAGGAUGAGUUGGAUAAAUACUCAGAGUCACUGAAGGAUGCACAAGAGAAGCUGGAGCAGGCGGAGAAGAAAGCCACAGACGCAGAGGCUGAGGUGGCCUCCCUGAACAGACGUAUCCAGCUGGUUGAGGAGGAGUUGGACAGGGCCCAGGAGAGACUGGCCACCGCACUGCAGAAACUCGAGGAGGCAGAAAAAGCUGCAGAUGAGAGCGAGAGAGGAAUGAAGGUCAUUGAGAACAGAGCAACAAAAGAUGAGGAGAAAAUGGAGCUUCAGGAGAUGCAGCUGAAGGAGGCCAAACACAUUGCAGAGGAGGCUGACCGCAAAUAUGAAGAGGUGGCCCGUAAACUGGUCAUCCUUGAGGGUGACCUUGAGCGCUCUGAAGAGCGUGCUGAGGUGGCUGAGGCCAAAUCUGGUGACCUUGAGGAAGAGUUGAAAAAUGUCACCAACAACUUGAAGUCUUUGGAGGCCCAGGCAGAGAAGUACUCAACAAAAGAAGACAAAUAUGAGGAGGAAAUCAAAGUGCUCACUGAAAAGCUGAAAGAGGCUGAGACCCGUGCUGAGUUUGCAGAGAGGUCUGUGGCUAAACUUGAGAAGACCAUCGAUGAUUUGGAAGACGAGGUGUACGCUCAGAAGCUGAAGGGUAAAGCCCUCAGUGAGGAGCUGGAUCUGGCUCUCAACGACAUGACAACGCUUUAAAUGCACUGCCUCACCCUUUCUCCACCUGUGCCUUUUUCAUCGUCCUUGUUUCCUCAGUUCUUCUUUCUUUGGCGCUUCCUACAGCUGUCUCGACUGGGGUUUACUUACUGUCAUCCUCGCUUGUUUUUAAUUCCCUCCAUUCCACUAUUUAAUGCAGAUCUCAGUCUCAAUCAUCAAAUCAGUUUUCAGAUAAAACUGCAUACCCCAGGGAGCCGGUCUGGGUCCUACCUUUUUUUCUCGACUAUUUUUUGAGGUAGAAACACUGUGUUCUGUUUCAUUACCUUUCUGUUUAGAAGAUAUUUCUCUUCCUGAGCUUUGCCGGUUUGUCAGUGUUUACGCAUCUGCUUCAUUGUUCUGCUGGAACUUGUUCAGUAUUUGUUCUCUGUGUUUCUGUAGUGCUUUAUUUUCUCCCUCUGUAAUAAAAAGCAAAAACCCCUUAAUUUUCUUUUUUCCCCUCUUUAUUUUUCCACUCAAACACUAUUAAUGCUAUUCUGCAUGUUCAUUGCCAGUUUGUUUAUAGCUUUGGCUGGAAUUCAGAGUUUCACUGCCAAGAAUAUUAUGAUUUAUAUCUUUGUUAACUUAGACUUUAUGUCUUAUUUGUUAGGUUCAGCAGAGACAAGCCAAAUGUCUGUUAGUAAUUUUGGGAUGCAGUUGGUUAGAAAGAGAGAGAAACGGACAACGAUACAUGGAGAAUUAUGACUUAUAUGACUUGUAUUAUUUUUAUAGAUCCAUUUCCUCUGUUGUUUUCUUCCUUUUGUGGAAUGAACAUUGUUUUACUUUCACAUUUCAUGCUACUUUGAUUUCCAUUCAAAAUCCUAAAAAGCAGCAGCCUCUCUUUAAUUCCUAAAAAUGUAAUCUUUAAAGGAAGGAAAAGAAACAUCAUAGGAUUUUUAAUGGCUGCGGCUGUAGGAUAAGGUAAGUGUUAACAGUUGUAAUAAAAACAGGUCUAAGAAAUGAUGCCGUUUCCAUACCGUUCAUAUCUACUGGUGUAUAUGUAUACAUAUAUAUAUAUAUAUACACUACCGCUCAAAAGAUUGGGAUCACUUGCAUAUUUCAGCUUGAUUUCAGCUCCAGAGGAAGACUCCAUCAGCCAAUCCAACUUGUGGGAGAUGCUCCAGGAAUCAUGGAGUGAAAUCUCAUCAGAUUAUCUUGAAGAAUUGACCGCUAGAAUGCCCAGGCUGUAAUUGCUGCGAAAGGUGUUUUUUUUUUUUUGAUAAAAGUUUGAAGAAAACAUUCAUCAUUUCCAUCAAAAUCAUUAUUUCUAACUCUGACAUGUCAGCAUGUCCUGUUCUUUUGCUAUAUUUUCCUGUGUGUUUCCUUGGAAAACAAUAACAUUUUUGAGUGAUCUCAAACUUUUGAGCGGUAGUAUAUAUAUAUAUAUAUAUACAUAUGUGUGUUUGUUUGUUUGUUUUUACAGAUGUAGUGUAUAUAUUGAAAGAGAACAUUUUUCCCCAGAUUUGAUCUCCAGUAGUGCUGAGACCUUCUUUGCAAUGCCUUGUGCUUCUGACUGCACUAACCCCUCACUCCCUCUCUUCUGUACUGUCAUUUAUCUUUCUCUCUGUCCUGUCGGCUCUUCCUCUGUACCUGGCUGUCUGUGAUGCUGUGGAAACAGAUCUCUUGCAUAACUGUGGAGAAAAAACGCACUAAUGAGCUGAGAGUACUUCUUAAUGAGCUCAGCAGCUGAGCCUCUCCAGAUGAAAUUCUCUUCCUGUUCAAAAUUAUUCACCAUCAUGUUUUGGGAGGUAAUAAUGUGAACUCUAUUUUUCAGACUGCAGCAUGUAUAGUUAAUGAAUUGUGUUAUUUGGGCCAUAAACUGAAACGUUUGCAUAUCGUUCUCGGGGUAAAUAUCUUGUGGUGGAUUGUGGGUCAGCGUUGAAUCAGUACCUGCCAUAUAAUGAUCCAUUAUUUAACUAUGAAUGAUCUUCUAUAGUGCUGAGCGUGUAGAUGAGUAUGUUCUUCAUAUGUUUUCUUUUAUUAUGUACUGCUGACUUGGAAAUAUGAAACCAAACCGUAUGAAUGAAAAUCAAAUCUACAGCACCAGAAACAUUACACACAUAUAAACUAAUUUCUUAUGUGCACCAUCCAUGUAGCUGCACUUUGAUGCUGUUCACAGUUUGUCAGCCUCGCUUCACCUCAUCCAUCAUUAAAGCAGAAAGACAGUAUUAUUUCCAGUCAAAGCUACCUCUGAGGACAGACAUUUUAUCUUGAAUUGUGUAUGGAAUAAGUCAAGAAUAAUAAAUAAAACACAGCAGAGCAUGUUGUUGUAGUUAAAUAAUCAAUAGCAGGGUGGUGUGAUGUGAUCUAGGCAAAAUGUACUUCCUUUUAUCAUGUCUGAAGUUGGUUAUUUUCCAAUUACAGCACAACCAACAUGAUGUUUCCUCGUAAACAUCAAUUGACCAUAAUUACCAGUAAAACAAAAUAAUAUUUGAUUUAUUAAUAAAUUGCGCUGCUAUAAUAUCAUGCUUUUUGUAGUUAUAUUUUAUGUCAUGGAACAUCAACAAAGCAAAUUAUCAUUUCAAUUAUAGCAGCGAUAAACAGUCGCUCCUGCAACAGCAUCUUUCUUAAAGUUUAUAGGACAGAAAAAGCAGCUUGUCAUGUUGAGAAAAUCACACUGAGAAACCAGAAUGUGGAAAGUCCUGAGGACAUUUGUUUUGUGAACAAAAAAGUACUCACUGCUGACACUAGAGACUUUAUUUUUAUUUUUAUUAAGCAAAAAUGAUCAUCUCUAUAACAAAGCUUUAUCAGAUGCUUUUUUUGUUGAAUUAUAGCAAAUUUGUUUAUUAUUAUUAGGCUUAUAUUAUGUGGAACGUUCCUGUAGAUGAGUUGUUAUUAUAGAAAUAGAUCAUUAAUAUAAACCUGUGAACAUCACGUCAGAGUAAGUGCUGUGCCGAGACUGGAUCACCAAUCAAAUUAUAUCUCAGUAUUUACUCCAGUGGUUCUGUGGUCCAUUUCCCUGGCCUUUAGUGCUGUCGUCGUUUGCUCAGCACCCGAUCUCAGAAUCAUAACGAAAAUGAUUCCCAGCAGUACAUGGUUUUAUUAUUUUAUUAUAAUUUUAAAUCAAAGGAGCUUCAUCUCUUUCGAGGCCACAGUGACGAACAUAAAUGGAAUUUUUUAAAACCUCAAAGGAAAUAUUUGUCCAUUCUUUUUCUCUAUGACUUUGAAAUCUAGUCUGCUGUUUAUUAGUGUGAGUAACUGGAGCAUGGGAAAUUAGUUUAUAUGCUUCCAUCCUUCCCUUUAUGAGAUUACUAAUGCUUAUGUGAACUGGACCAAUGCUUAUAUACAAAGACAUGUUCUUAUUUUCGGGCUGUAAUUUUUUAUACUUUUUAGAAUGUUGUCAGUUACUGCUAAGAAUGUAACCCAAUGUUCAUGAGCUCAUAUUCCACUGACCACUGAGUUAUAUCGUUAAGAUUAAUCUACAACACCUUUUAAUUACUGUAGCUGUAAUGUUCCACUGUAGUUAGGUCUCUGCACAGGAGCAUCACAGACAUUUUGACAGCUGAUGUCUGAUUACAAACCUGAUUAGACGUAUGUCUGUUUGCUGUAACACAUAGCUGACAGUCACAGAGGAAGUCAUACUUAACAAGGAAGAUUUUAAACAUUUCCAGGCAAAUGACCUGCAUCUACCUUUGCAUUUGUUAUCCUUAGAUAGACAGCUAAACCUCAUUAGUCAGAAUUUGUGUUCAGUAUUAUCUGACGGCCAUCACACAUAUGUGAGAUUAUAUUUUGAUCAGAAGGAACAUUACUGAAACAUUUUCACCUUGUGCUAUUAAUUGUGCCUGGACAUUUUUGUCUAAUCUCCCCGGUGUGCUGGAGGCGCUGAGCCGAAACAGCCGCUGUCCUCUGAGACUGCUCCUUUGUGCUGCGUGAAACCUAAACCUCACCUGACAUUUCACUCACACAAACACACUACCCAGUCUCUGUGCUGAGAGAGGCCUCAGUCUCACCUCAUUUAGGGACCAACCAAAAGUCAGGAAUCUGCUUCUUGCUCAUGAUUGUGUAUGCCAAAUCAAACACAGUCACGUACUUCAACUGUCUACUGUAUUAAUGACUAAUGUAAACGUAAUGAGUGUUGCUUUUUUUAAUCAGUGGAGGAAUUGGACUUAUUGGUAUGUGUGGUGUAGCACUUGCUUUUUGUGCUGUGUUGUUAAAGUAGCUUCACUUUCUAAGAGUCUUGUUUCCUCACUUUGUCCUUUUUGUUUCCCUCUGCCAACAGAGAAACUAGCCCAGGCUAAAGAGGAGAACUUAGGCAUGCACCAAGUGCUGGACCAGACUCUAAUGGAGCUGAACAA